AUGGCAGAAAACCGACAAUCGCGUCAAAAAUAUCGGGCGAUAACCAAGUCGAUAUUGGCUUCUUUCGCCUUCUUUGAGUUAUCUUACUUGAUUACCGGUGUAUUUAUAUUGGUUCUUGGUGCCAUGUGGUUCAUGACGGAGGGCACAAAUUUACAUAGCAUAGUGAUAACGGAAAAUUUAAUUGAAGGUGGCUUCGUUGUUGGCGGAUUGAUUAUGGUAUCAUUCUUCGUGGCUCUGGUGGGCUUCAUCAGUCCUCUGAAAAGAAAGAAUUGGUUGAUAGCGCAUUCGUUUUUCAUCGUUUUAACUUCUAUGGCCCUAUUGACAUUGGGUGGAAUCAUUUGGUUCGAAACGUUGAUUGAACGAAAGCAUUUCACGGAGGAAUGGCUCGAGUGGCCAACUGCCAUGAAAGCGACCCUUCAAGACCAGUUGGGUUGUUGCGGGUGGACUGGUCCAUCUGAUAACGCGGUGACUUCUAAUUUGUGUAACGCACAAACGAACAUGAGUUCAACCCAAGGGUGCAUCAAUCUCGUAAUAACGUCGGCUGAUAAAACAUCUCGAAAGUUAUUCACCACGCUGUUUGGCUUUAUAGCUGUCGAUAUAUUCCUAUUGUUGGCUACGAUCGUAUUGAUACAAGCGAGAAAUCUCGAGGAAAGAUAUCAAAAGAUCGAUGAGAAAAACAGCAGUUUUGUGGAUAAUGCAUUGAAGAGGCAAUAUGUUUGA
Molecule: messenger RNA, 720 nt
Organism: Acaulospora morrowiae
Lineage: Eukaryota; Fungi; Glomeromycota; Glomeromycetes; Diversisporales; Acaulosporaceae
Source: the annotation of a GenBank genome assembly